CAACAACACAAACACAACCCAACCCUAAACGCCGGAACCCACGCCUCCCUCCCUUCUUCGCCCAAGCUCCCGCGCCCCAUCUCGGCCUCCUCCGCCGCACGUAGCCGGCCUCCUCUUCCCAAGGUCCGCCUCCGCAUCUCCGCCCUCGUCCGCCACCGCCCUCGUCGUCCAGCCCUCUUCCGCCACCACCGGCCUCCGCCAGCCGCCGUCCUCCGUCAGCUUCUACUCGCCGGCCUCUUCCUCCUCCUCCGCCAGACGCCGUCCUCCUCCUCCUCCUCCAGCCGCUGUCCUCCUCCUCUGCCUGCACCUUAAGAGGAAGUGAAUCCCAACCUCACUGGACUUAUGGGCAAGUCUCUUUACAAAGACCUUGAUGCCCCAAAUAAUGCCGGAUCUUCUCCAUUAUUGGCACCUUUUCCUUUGAAUGGCACUAGAGUUGGUGCCUCACAUCGAAUUUACCAAGUUCAGGAUCUGAAAAGAACAAGAUUACCUCCUUCAUUGCAAAUAGAUGAAGAGAAUUUAUGGAAUUCUAGAAGCACCACUGCAGGACGCUCUCUGUCUUCCUCUCCCUCUCUGGAAGCUAAUCAAUUACGAGAACCAAAUUUUGCAAUGCCACUCGCUCAAAGUAAAAUUCCUGCUGUAUCUACUUAUUUAGAUACAUAUAAGUCUUGGGAAAAGAUGCCUACUAAGCCUACAAAUCAAGUCUCCAAGAGAAGCAGGUCGCCACCCAAUUUGCUCGCUAAUGGAGGUUAUUCGGUCUAUGGGGUUCACAGUUCCAAAAGGCCGCCUUCCAGCUCUCCCCCCAAAUUGAGGCAAAAUUUUCCCUCUAAUGCUCUUGGUUCUCAUACUCAACAACAGUCUCUUACAUCUGUCCAUAAUAAUGCUGAUAUUGGCUCGAUGAAGCCUAUGAGCUUUCCUGUUUCUAAAAGGACCAAAUUACCAUUUGCACACACAUCUGAUCAUGUACUUCAUGACGACUGCUCUGCUGUUCAAGAUGACAAUGAACGAGAACUAGAUGCCAAAGCUAAGCGUUUGGCCCGCUUCAAGGAUGACUUAGAACAACCUGCUCAAAGCGAUCCCAUCGCUCGAGAUCAGAGAGUUGUUAUGAAGAAACAAUAUCAAUCUGUGGCUGAGCAACAACAACUUAUGGAGGAAUCCAGUGUUGAUACUCCAGGGGAUUUUUCUAACAGGAAUGCGAUAUCUGAUUAUGAGGUUCCUGAGUCUUCUGGCAUCAUAGUAGGAUCUUGUCUUGAUAUGUGUCCAGAAUCAGAGAGAACAGAACGUGAAAGAAAAGGAGAUCUUGACCAGUAUGAGCGCUUAGAUGGAGAACGAAAUCGGUCAAGUAAAUUUCUUGCUGUCAAGAAGUACACUAGGACAGCUGGGAGAGAAGCUGAGCUCAUCCGUCCAAUGCCAAUUCUGCUGCAGACAAUGGAUUAUCUUCUAAAUUUGCUGGAUAAGCCCUAUGAUGAUAAGUUUCUUGGUUUGUACAACUUUUUGUGGGACAGGAUGCGAGCUGUCCGUAUGGAUCUGCGGAUGCAACAUAUUUUUGAUCUUGAAGCUAUAAGUAUGCUGGAGCAAAUGAUUCGACUCCACAUAAUAGCUAUGCAUGAAUUGUGCGAGUAUACCAAAGGAGAAGGCUUUUCAGAAGGAUUUGAUGCACAUCUCAACAUUGAACAAAUGAACAAAACAUCAGUUGAACUCUUUCAUUUAUAUGAUGACCACCGGAAAAAAGGACAUGAUGUGCCAACAGAGAGAGAAUUCAGAGGCUACUAUGCACUUCUGAAGCUUGACAAACACCCCGGAUACAAAGUUGAGCCUGCAGAACUGUCGCUUGAUUUGGCCAAGAUGACCCCAGAUAUGCGGCAAACUCCCGAAAUUGUGUUUUCCCGUGAUGUAGCCAGAGCAUGCAGAACUGGUAAUUUCAUUACUUUCUUUCGUCUUGCAAGAAAAGCUAGUUACCUUCAAGCAUGCUUGAUGCAUGCUCACUUCGCAAAGUUACGAACCCAUGCUCUUGCUUCGUUGCACUGUGGUUUACAGAAUAACCAAGGAAUCCCUGUUAGCCAAGUUGCCAAAUGGCUUGGGAUGGAGGAAGAAGAUAUAGAAAGCCUUCUCGUGUAUCAUGGGCUUGCAGUAAAGGAAUUUGAAGAACCGUAUAUGGUGAAGGAAGGCUCCUUUGUGAAUGUUGAUAAUGACUAUCCUGUCAGGUGUUCAAGACUUGUUUAUAGUAAAAAGUCUACGACAAUAGUUGAAGAUGUCUUUUGUGCGCAUUUGGCAGAAAUAGUUUAUUCCAAAAAAGAGUUAGAGGAUCCUCAGUUAGAUAAUAGAUUUGAGCAGAAUCCCACUCCUCGUCAGCUUCUGGUGUCUGAGAGUUUUAUCCAGGGCAUUGAUGAGGACAUACCUGAUUAUGAAACAAUCUCAUAUCCGGAAGAAAAGUUGAAGGUGAUGCCACUGCUUUGCAUUCCUAUGCACGCAAAGGGUCAAGAUGAGAAUUUGGUGACUCCUGCAAGUCCUCAAGUAUCUGCUGCCCAUUGUUCCCCAGAAUUCCAACAUGACAGAUUUAGCCCAAAGCAUUCCACCACCUUCAAACACUCUCUGGAUAAAGGUCAGAAAAUUGAAGUUUUGGAUUCCCCUUUCCUUCUUACAGCAUCAAGAGUGGAGCAAGAGACACUGCCAGUUGUUGGAAAUGACUUUGUCAAGAAAUCUUCGGUAGCCCAUCAUUUGCCUGUUGAAGAUAUGGAAGAUGAAUCACCGGUGAUUUCUUGUCAACAGGCUGAAUCUGAUGUAGCUGUUGCAGGUUAUUAUGAUGAAGAAGUUGCAAAUGCGAAACUUAAACUUCUUAUAAGAAUAUGGAAACGAUAUUCUUCAAAGAGAAGAGAAUUGCGUGAGCAGAAACAGCUAGCAGCAACAGUUGCCUUAAGCUCACUGACAUUGGGGCCACCAAUUUGUCAGUACAAAACUCAACCAAAUGUGUUUGAUGAUGUCAAUAUUGGUGGUGCCAUGAUGAGGCGGUAUGAACUUCAACAAAAUUCAUGGUUACGGAUGAAUGUAUCCGAUGUUGUUGUGUCUAAACUUGCUGGAAAAAAUACUACUGCUAAGUGCCUCUGUUGGAAAGUCAUUUUAUGUUCUCAAGGCAAGAUGCAUAAUAUAACAGAGCCAAUCCAACAAAAUGACGUUGGUGUGUUAGCUGCUUGGUCCUGGCUUCUUUCCAAGCUUAUUCCAGAUAAUAAUUGCAUUGAUGACGAGCUAGUUGUUUCAUCACCUGGACUGUCCAUAUGGAAGAAGUGUGUUCCUGAUGAGUCGGGAAGAGAUCUGACAAGUUGUUUCUCAGUCAUCAAGGAAGUUGAGUUUCAGAAUCUAAAUGAGACUGCGGAAGGCGCAAAUGCAAUUGUCUUCCUGGCAUUGGAGUGCUUCCCAUGGGAGGUCCAAAAGAAAAGACUCAAUGAAGUCUUAAUGGCUCUGCCUUCUGGAUCUUCCCUGCCUCUUUUAGUAUUAAGCAGUUCAUGCAAGAGUCGUGUAGAUCCUUCAACAAUAACUGAAGAAUUGGGGCUCCAUGACAUUGAUAAAUCACUGGUUAUGGCAUUCAACAUUCUUUUUCUUAAGGACGAUCCUCUGGAAAAGAUAACUGGUUUUUUUAGUGACAAUCAUUUGAGACGAGGACUAGAGUGGCUUGCAGAUGUAUCACCCCCACAGCCUGUUCUUGAUUGCAUUAAAACCCGUGAACUAGUUCUUUACCACUUAAAUCCCUCAUUGGAGGCUCUCGAUAACAUCAAUACUCACUAUACAAAUCCAAAUGCCAUUAUUUCAGCCAUUAAUGAAUCCUUGGAUCAAUCAGCUAGAGAAGUAGCUGCUGCUGCUCAAGCAGCUCCUGCUUGUUGGCCCUGCCCUGAAAUUGCAUUGCUAGGGCAGUGUGGCAAUGGGAACAAUCACGCGUUGCGCUAUCUACCGAGCAUAGGGUGGAAUUCUGCAGCUAGAAUUCAACCACUUGUGCAUGCAAUAGCUACCUGUAAGCUUCCUGCUUUUGAGGAGGAUGUAAGUUGGCUACACAAAGGCACUUAUGAGAUUAGUGACAUUGAGACCCAAACAGUACAACUUGAGAGUUGCCUGUUGAAGUAUUUAACAGAGGACAGUAAGCUGAUGGGGCGGCUGAUAGGUGCAAAAGAGGCAAACAUUAUGCUACAAAAGUACACCCGGCUGGAACUCCAUAACUAUUCAUACUACCUCAUGCCAAAUUGGGUUGCGAUUUUUAGGCGGGCAUUCAAUUGGCAGUUAACGAAUUUAGCUGAUGAUCGAUUAUCAUCAGCAUAUGUCUUGAAGCAACUUGAAUUUCCCAUUUCCCCUGAAGCUUCAUAUAACUUCAACGUAGAAGAUAGAUCACUGUUCUCUUCUGCACUGGGACAACCCUCCUUGGACGAGAUGGUUGAAGUUUGUUGUGCCUGCCUUACACCUAAUGCUCCAAACGAGCAAGAGGAUUGCUUUGAAACACAUAGGCAUAUGACUCUAGAUGAUCAUAAUGUUGGGAAUGCUUCUAAUGAAGUUCAGAUGUCAGGUGAUGAAAUGAAUGUUGAAGAUGAUGGUAAAAUUGCUAUAUCUUACAACAAUAAUUAUGUAACCGAUGUCAUGAAGAAGAAAUUUGAGCCUCUGCUAGCCACUAAGGCAGUAAAGGAAAGCAACAAGUUAAGUGAGUUGUUAGAGAAGUGCAAUAUUGCGCAGAACAUGAUAGAUAAGAAGUUGUCGGUAUAUUUUUAAUUCUUCCGAGGCAUUUUCUUUGUUGCACUGUAACAUAUACAUGUAGUUUGCAGGCCAUACAAACGGCUAAAUUUAUGUAAUGAAGAGUUAUUGUGCCCUUAAACUAUCUUGCAACAUAGAGCUCUGUAAUCAAUUCUCACUCCAAGU
Messenger RNA from Cuscuta campestris, 4890 nucleotides. Lineage: Eukaryota; Viridiplantae; Streptophyta; Magnoliopsida; Solanales; Convolvulaceae. The record is from the annotation of a GenBank genome assembly.